UAAAUAUCUCCACUAAAAAACAAUUUGCACCGACAAUAUUAACCAUUGGACUCUCACUUUAACAACACGUAAGUCUUCACUGCCAUGUGCCCUUUAUAACAUGAGAAGGCAUUAGUAACGUUUUUUCGAGUACUACAACAACCACCGUCGCAUCUAAUAAAACCGAGGCAGCGUAAACACAAGUCCAGGAACAUGAAAAGAUCGGGUGACAGUGAGGGGGAGAAGAGAAGAAAGAGGCGGAGGCUUCUGCAGGAGUUGGGAAACCAGAAGAUUCCCUUUCUCGGACCUCCCGAUCGAGGCUAUCAGCAACUGUGGGACUCCAGUUACUCAGGCCUGAUUCUGAGGAGAUCCUGCUCGGUGCCUGCUGAGCUCCAUGUCCGGGUGCAGGCCGCCCUGCUCACCCUGAGGAGGAAGGGCUGCCUCCUGAGGGAUUUGGUUCGCAUCCGAGAGCGAGAUGUAUUCACCGCCGUUUCACGGACUCUUCUUGGUGAACCGGGCCACACCUACCGCUAUCUGGACACACGGCUGUUUGCCAUCCCCUGGCACAGCGAGGACCCUGAGGUUAAAGGACAAAACUGUUGCGACUCUGACUUGAGUGCGGCUUGCAAGGCAUUGUGGGAGCUUAACACCUUCUUCAGUUCGGAUGUGUCUCAGCGGAAGGAAGGGGACAGGCUAACACAGUGUUUGAAGGAGGAGGUGGAGGCCAAACUGAGCGAUGAAGGGGACACAGGGUCUAAGAACAGUGAAGACUCCAAGAACAGUGAAGGAGGGGACUCGGAGUCCAAGCAGAGUGAGGAGGGGGAAACUGAGUCCAAGCACAGUGAGGAGUGGGACAUUGAGUCGAAACACAGUGAAGAAGGCUGUUCUGGGUCAAAACAAGAAGGGGAAUGGGAGACUAAGUCAAAACCCAGCAGUGAGGAAGGAGAGUCCUCUGAGGAUAAACCAAGUGGAGUCUCAGCAGCUUCAGAGCACAAUGAAGGAAAAUGUCCCAGCUUGGCCCCUACGGCCCUCAGUGGCACACAGAAUAAAGGUGUGGGACUCACGGCGCAGGGGAAACCUGUGGCCAAAAUGAAGCACAUCUCCUCCGAUCACCACGUUGAGGACAGGGAGGAAGCAGCCAGCAGGCAGGGCUGUUCGCAGCCGAGCCCUCCGCCUGUAUGCACCGGUCCGGUUAAGUUCAAUGUCACGUUGCUUAACUACAUGGACCCAGCAGCUAUGAGCCAGCUCAAAGAAGAGCCUUACUAUGGCAUGGGGAAGAUGGCAGUAGGCUGGCACCACGAUGAGAAUCUCAUCAGUCACUCUCCAGUGGCUGUUUACAGCUAUAACUGUCACAACGACAAAGGUGAGAGCAGUGAGGGAGGCAGCGAGGAGCGGCCAUGCUGGAGGAUCGGGCUGAAGGUAGCCUGGGACAUCCACACACCUGGCCUGACGCUGCCGCUGGAGUCUGGAGACUGCUACUACAUGAGAGGU
Messenger RNA from Notothenia coriiceps (black rockcod), 1470 nucleotides. RefSeq names its product FTO alpha-ketoglutarate dependent dioxygenase (gene fto). The transcript is spliced from 4 exons. Gene Ontology annotation, molecular function: mRNA N6-methyladenosine dioxygenase activity; ferrous iron binding; broad specificity oxidative DNA demethylase activity. Gene Ontology annotation, biological process: RNA repair; DNA alkylation repair; regulation of multicellular organism growth. The annotation marks the transcript as partial. NCBI's taxonomy places the organism in Eukaryota, Metazoa, Chordata, Actinopteri, Perciformes, Nototheniidae. The record is from RefSeq and is a predicted model, not a curated record.